AUGCUUGGGUUGGAAAUGUCCUCAAGAAAAGUCUUAUUGACUACGUUUGGGUCCAAUUCUAAUUUCUACAACAAUCCUCCUUGCCAGCACUCUGGGAAUAUUACCAACCUUGAAGAUGCCUGGCAGCAAGUAUACCUCCUGCUGAAAAUAUUUUCCUGGGAUUACCUGCCUGCUCCUGAUGCAGCUGGAAGUUCUGAUGCUGGUGGAAUAGCAGUUUACUGGGGUCAGAACGGAAAUGAGGGCACCCUGGCAGAUACUUGUGCAACUGGUAACUACGAAUACGUAAACCUAGCUUUCCUGACAAGUUUUGGAAAUUGUCAGACUCCAAUGAUUAACCUUGCUGCCAUUGCGAUCCAUCCAGCAGUGGUUGCACAAGCUUAA
Molecule: messenger RNA, 381 nt
Organism: Dovyalis caffra
Lineage: Eukaryota; Viridiplantae; Streptophyta; Magnoliopsida; Malpighiales; Salicaceae
Source: the annotation of a GenBank genome assembly